Molecule: messenger RNA, 975 nt
Organism: Quercus robur (English oak)
Lineage: Eukaryota; Viridiplantae; Streptophyta; Magnoliopsida; Fagales; Fagaceae
Product: DNA-directed RNA polymerases II and V subunit 8A-like
Exons: 5
Coding region: 237-671 (144 amino acids)
Biological process (GO): DNA-templated transcription
Cellular component (GO): RNA polymerase III complex; RNA polymerase II, core complex; RNA polymerase I complex
Molecular function (GO): DNA-directed RNA polymerase activity
Source: RefSeq, a predicted model, not a curated record
UAAGUUCUUAACAAAUAAAAGCCCAAAUAUUUAUAAUUUUAUACCUGAUUCCUGAACCUCAGAACCUGAUACGGUGAGGUGAGCAGUUGAGACUUGAGAGAGGCGGAGAGCAGAGAAUCAGAGAGAGGCUGAGGACAGACUGAACAGUGGAGGCUGGAGACUAGAGAGAGGUGGAGAGCAGAGACUAGAGAGAAAGGUGUGUACAUUUGCUGUUGACAAACAGAUUUUUAGUAAGGAUGGGUGAGCUCAUUUUUGAUGAUAUUUUUAAGGUGCAGCGCGUGAAUCCAGACGGCAAAAAAUAUGAUAAAGUUACUCGAAUUGAAGCACAGAGUGAGAAGUGUGACAUGUUCAUGCAACUAGAUGUGAAUACAGAGAUUUAUCCUAUUGAUAAAGAAGAGAGAUUUUUGGUGGCAUUAUCUACCACACUAAGUUUGGAGGGUGGGCAGAAGUCACUUGCAGACAAGUUUGAAUACAUCAUGCAUGGGAAACUUUAUAAGAUUUCAGAUGAACCUGAAGCUAAAACUUUAGAUGGAAGUUCAGGUCCUAGGGUAACAGUGGAUAUAUAUGUUUCAUUUGGUGGGCUCCAGUUGAUGCUGAAAGGUGAUCCUUCCCAUUGUGGUGGGUUUGAGCUUGAUCAGAAAUUGUUUCUCCUUAUGAGGAAGCUGACAUGAGAAAACUGACAUCCUAUACUAUCAACAAAUUUCUAUUUAACUUCUUUGAUUGUAAAACCACCUCCAAACUAGGUCAUGUUAACUGGUACUAUAUGACUCAUAAUAGUCGACACCAAAUUUAUGGUGGGAAUUUUGUUUUACCUGUCUUCUGUGUGAUUGGGUUCUCCAUGCAAAGUUUGAAGACAUGAUUAGUGUAGUGUUGUCUGGAUGAGCUAGAAUUUUUGGUCUGUAUUCUGCAGAGAACUGGUGGAAAUGGGAAUUAACCUGAGAUUGGAAGGUCAAUAUAUGUAUGGAAAAUUAUUUC